GUGCUCUCUCUUGCUUUUAUCUUCUUCCAACACCCUUUCAUGGCAAUGAUUCCAUAGCCUUCUCCCUUCCUCCCUCCUCUGUCUAUCUCUCUUCAAAAUUUUGAAAACCUUCUGUUUCUGCAGUACAAAAAGCUUUUCCCUUCUCUUAUCAUGCUUUCGCUUAAGCCUGCGCAAAUCACAGAAAGUUUUGUGCUUCAGAUCCCGAUAUACUCUCUAACACCAUUAACGAGAAAAAACUGUCAUCUUUUUUCUUCUCUCCCCCUCUAAAACACUAUCAUCAUUUACCACCAUAGCUGAAGCUGAUAGCUCAGUUCACUCCCAUCCCUAACCACACAAAAUCCUUUUUCUUUUCUUUUCCGUCACAUCCCUUUGCUUUGAUUUUAUUGUUUUUGUUCUCAUAUAUAGAUACACUUUAAUUAGUUAGUGGAUAUAAACAGUGUCUCUAGUGCUUCAAGGAAUGCAAGAACAGGGGCUAGGCAUGAUGAAUAGUGCUGGUGCAAUAGGAGGGUUGAGCAGUGGGGAAGUGUCGGUUUCCGGUGACCAGAACCGCCAGCUUAAGGCGGAGAUCGUCACACACCCACUUUACGAGCAGCUCCUUUCCGCACAUGUUUCGUGUCUUCGCGUUGCCACUCCGAUCGAUCAGUUGCCUCUUAUUGAUGCCCAGUUGUCGGAGUCUCACAGUCUUCUUAGGUCUUAUGCUUCUCAGCAUCAUCACUCUCUCUCCCCACAUGAAAGGCAGGAGCUUGACAACUUCCUGGCACAGUAUUUGAUAGUGCUGUGUACUUUGAAAGACCAGCUUCAGCAACAUGUCAGAGUCCAUGCCGUUGAAGCUGUCAUGGCCUGCCGUGAAAUUGAAAACAACUUACAAGCUCUUACAGGUGCAACUCUGGGUGAAGGAACUGGUGCAACUAUGUCAGAUGAUGAGGAUGACCUUCAGAUGGACUUCUCUCUGGAUCAAUCUGGGGCAGAAGGGCAUGAUUUGAUGGGAAUUGGUCCUCUGCUUCCAACAGAAUCCGAGAGGUCUUUGAUGGAGAGGGUCCGGCAAGAGCUGAAAAUUGAACUCAAACAGGGCUUUAAAUCAAGGAUUGAAGAUGUCAGGGAGGAAAUUUUACGAAAGAGAAGGGCUGGUAAGUUGCCAGGAGACACAACUACAGUGCUGAAGAGUUGGUGGCAUCAACACUCUAAGUGGCCAUACCCAACUGAAGAUGACAAGGCUAAGCUUGUGGAGGAGACAGGAUUGCAACUGAAGCAAAUCAACAACUGGUUCAUUAACCAAAGAAAGCGCAACUGGCACAGCAACUCUCAGUCUGUGACCUCCUUGAAGUCCAAGCGCAAAAGGUAGAAGAAUUCCACAGGGAAUGGAAAGGAAGUCCUCAAUCUCAACAUUGAUAUACUUGUUAUGUGAUCUCUGGAGUAAAUAUGGUUCUAGCUAACAUUUUGUCGAGCCACUGAAGUAAUCCUGAAAGUUUUAUAAUUGCUAAAAUAGGACACAGGUUGUAAUAGAUUGAUUUCCUAUGGGAUUAAUUACAUGUGAAAGUUUGUAGAUUAAUUCAAGUUUAUAACAGAAACAUCUUUUUCUGU
This is a messenger RNA of Rubroshorea leprosula, 1581 nucleotides long. NCBI's taxonomy places the organism in Eukaryota, Viridiplantae, Streptophyta, Magnoliopsida, Malvales, Dipterocarpaceae. The record is from the annotation of a GenBank genome assembly.